Thamnophis elegans (Western terrestrial garter snake) is the source of this 1551-nucleotide messenger RNA. RefSeq names its product L-amino-acid oxidase. The record is from RefSeq and is a predicted model, not a curated record. NCBI's taxonomy places the organism in Eukaryota, Metazoa, Chordata, Lepidosauria, Squamata, Natricidae. Bases 1 to 1551 code for a protein of 516 amino acids. Gene Ontology annotation, biological process: amino acid catabolic process. The transcript has 7 exons. Gene Ontology annotation, molecular function: L-amino-acid oxidase activity; polyamine oxidase activity.
AUGAAUGUCUUCUUUGUUUUCUCACUGCUGUUCUUGGCUGCCUUGGGAAGCUGUGCAGAUGACAGAAGCCCCCUUGAAGAAUGCUUCCGAGAACCUGAUUAUGAAGAAUUUCUAGAGAUCGCCAAAAAUGGUCUGAAACCGACAUCAAAUCCAAAACAUGUUGUGGUUGUAGGUGCAGGGAUGGCCGGACUUAGUGCAGCCUACGUACUUGCAGGGGCUGGACAUAAGGUGACAGUUCUUGAAGCUAGUGAACGUGCAGGAGGACGAGUGACCACGUAUCGAAAUGAAAUAGAAGGCUGGUAUGCCAAUCUGGGACCCAUGCGUAUCCCUGAGGGACACAGGAUUAUCCGUGAAUAUAUCAGAAAGUUUGGUCUCAAAUUGAAUGAAUUUUUUCAGGAAAAUGACAAUGCCUGGUAUUUUAUUAAAAAUAUCAGGAAGAGAGUAUGGGAAGUCAAGGAAGACCCCAGCGUCUUGAAAUAUCCCGUGGAUCCCUCAGAAGAAGGCAAAUCUGCUUCACAGCUAUAUCGAGAAUCCCUCAAAAAGGUUAUAGAAGAAUUGAAAAGGACUAACUGCAGCUACAUACUAAAUAAAUAUGACACCUACUCAACGAAGGAGUAUCUAAUUAAAGAAGGAAAUCUGAGCCGCGGAGCUGUAGAUAUGAUUGGAGACUUACUGAAUGAAGAUUCUGCCUAUUACGUAUCUUUUAUUGAGAGCCUAAAAAGUGAUGAUAUCUUCUCUAACACAAAAAGGUUUGAUGAAAUUGUUGGUGGAUUUGAUCAGUUGCCUAUGUGCAUGUAUCAAGCCAUUGCCAACAACGUGUACUUCAAUGCCCAAGUAACCAAGAUACAACAGAAUGCUGAGAAAGUCAGAGUGGAAUAUCAAACCCCAGCAAAGACCUUGUCAGAUGUGACAGCUGAUUAUGUCAUUGUGUGCUCCACGUCAAGGGCCACCCGUCGCAUCUCUUUUGAACCACCCCUUCCACCAAAGAAAGCACACGCUUUGCGGUCUAUCCACUACAGAAGUGGUACCAAGAUCUUCCUCACUUGCACUAAGAGGUUUUGGGAAGCUGAUGGUAUUCAUGGUGGGAAGUCCACAACUGAUCUUCCAUCCCGAUUCAUCUACUACCCUAAUCAUAACUUUACUAGUGGCGUUGGGGUUAUUUUGGCCUAUGUCAUUGCUGAUGAUGCCAAUUUCUUUCAAGCUCUUGAUAUCAAGAGCAUGGGUGAUAUUGUCAUUAAUGACCUUUCAUUCAUCCAUCAGCUGCCCAAGGAAGAGAUCCAGGCCCUCUGUUACCCCUCAGUGUUUAAAAAAUGGAGCCUGGAUAAGUAUGCUAUGGGGUCUAUAACCACAUUCACUCCCUACCAGCUUCAAGAUUUUAGUGAACCACUCGCUGCACCUGUAGGUAGAAUCUACUUUGCAGGAGAGCAUGUUGCCAAAGUUCACGGUUGGGUGGACAACACAAUUAAGACAGGGCUGACAGCAGCAAGAGAUGUGAAUCGUGCAUCUGAGAAGCCAUCAAGAAUCCAUCUGAUCAGCGACAAUCAAUUUUAA